This is a messenger RNA of Cladophialophora immunda, 2676 nucleotides long. RefSeq lists its product as uncharacterized. The transcript has a single exon. Bases 914 to 2239 code for a protein of 441 amino acids. NCBI's taxonomy places the organism in Eukaryota, Fungi, Ascomycota, Eurotiomycetes, Chaetothyriales, Herpotrichiellaceae. The record is from RefSeq and is a predicted model, not a curated record.
UGAUGCCCCUGCGAUCGAUCAACAUCCUACCAGCUGCAUAUUACGAGCUACACGUUUUCUAAAUGGUGUCUUCCUUUUGCCCCUUCGUCACCGACUCUUUUCCUCUCCCUCUUCUCUCCCUCUCACCGUCCCUCAUCCCAGAAAACGAGCACGGAAAAACAAAGGUCCCCUCCUGAUUCGUCCCUGCGUCGCUGCUCAUUCUUCCUGCCCUAAUCACGCGCCACAAACUAGACCGUCGGUUCUCCCAUCAUCCGGACGACGCUCAUCCACUGGCAACUGGGCCAAUUGAUCUAGGAGAAGGGUCUGGUGGUGCCUGUGGGAUGCUACGACUCAAGUGUAGCUGCAGGGCGAGAUCGUGUACCAACUGACCAAGUUUUUUUUUUUCUCCUAGCGUCAGGGCUCACGGGGGGCAAUUUCACAGAGCCUAACCAUCACCAGUGGGAGUGAACAAGCGACAAGCGACCAAGCCAUCAAGGCACCAGCAAACUACAAAUUACUUGGACCAUCCGCCACAUCCGCCUCCACAAUUCAACUCCCUCUCUUCAAAAUCCCUUUUCAUUUCCCCGGGAUCUCGAAUCGAGCUCUGAGUGUGGCCUUGGGAAUUGUUUCUGCGGGGAGAGUUCGUGAGGCUCUGUUCGGUCUAUCCUUGGCUCUUGACACUCUUGGGGCUUGGGCUCAAACACCAAAGCAACUCUUGGAACUCUUGUCGAGAGUCAAAACGCUGAGUCAGAGUCUGACCAAAAAGAACCUGGGGUCUUGACGGGAAAAUUAUCUUCCUUCGCAAAGUCGCUCACUUCUCCGGGCUUUCUAUUGACCAUCCACAAAAACCGCAGAGAGGACUUUUAUUCUUGGGAUUCUCUUCCGAGUUGGCGACGAUCAACAAAGGAACCACCACCCCCUACUCAUCCAAUACAUGACCAGCCGGAUGAUCAUCCUGGCGGGAGCUCCAGAGCCAGCGAAGCUCGACUGGAGCGAGAAGUCGCUUCUGCCGGAUACUGCCCACGUCGAGUCUCUCCCCAUCAGGAAAGAUGCACCGACUUCGCAGACCCCGUUAUCACCCUCGUCCAAAGCUUUCGGUGCCCAAUGGCGACAGAUCACCACACAGAAGCUCCAGAUGCGCCCCAUCUUGCCCAAACUCAACAUUGACGCACACCAGUUGCCGCUAGGCGGUAUUAUACCACACCAGGGCGGCCAGCAGAAUGAGCCUAGUGAGACUGACCGCAGCGGCGCCGAAUUCUUCUCCUUCUCUGAAUUGCUCGGCGCAUCUACCCCCAGCAGCGACAUCAGUGAAGCUCAAUCACAACCCUCCUUGUCCGGCGGUUCCUCGUCCAUCCCGGACACCACUUCCAACAGUACUGGGGCAUUCAACACUUCCGAAGGUGGUCCGCUUUCCGAGUACUACGACCAUUCUUUUUCUAUUUACGAAGCCAUUCCCUCCUCCCAUCUCUCGCACUUCUCUGACUCGAUUACGCCCGGCACGCCGACCUAUGAAUCAAACGAGGACAUGUUUGCGUCGCAACAGCCCCCUGGCACGCCUGGUGGAAUCAUUCGGACGCCUUCACAAAGACGAUUAAGUCAGGCGCCGCGACCGAAAACGCUGAGUGAGCUGCACGACAUUCCGAAUGCGAGGUAUUUGGAGACCAUCUCCCCACAAACCAUGACGGUCAACUUGAUUGUGGGCAUCAUCUCCAUUGCACCGCCGAGGACAGUCAUCACGGGGGCCAAAUACGGCCGACCGAGAGAAGUGGACUUGGUGGAGAUGGUGGUGGGCGACGACACGAAAUCCGGGUUUCCCAUCUCCAUGUGGUUACCGAAGGAAAUGCGGGUGAACUGGAAAGACGGGGCCAACGCGAACCCCGAAGGCAGCCGAAGUAUCUUGCGCCGGAGUCUGCGAUUUAUGAGACCUCGGGAUGUGGUGCUGCUCCAGAAUGUGGCGCUCAGCUCAUUCCGUGCCAAAGUGCACGGACAGAGUCUGAAGGGCGACGUCACCAAGAUUGAUCUGUUGUUCCGCAAGAAAGUGGACGACGACGAUCUCAGUGGCAUCUACUCGGUGAGCAACCUGCGAACUGCCAAUGUGGGCAAGGACCCGCAGGUGUUGAAGGUGAAGAAAGUGAAGGAUUGGCUGAUGGAGUUUGUGGGUGAGCGAGAGGGCGGCGGGUUGGCGCUGCCGGGAGGCAAGAGAGGGAGGAAGAACAAGGCUGGGUACAGCCAUGCGUUCUUACCUGAUGAUACCCCAUGAUUAUUGGCAGGAUUCGCAAAGGGGCGAGGCAGACUACUGAGAGGGAAGAUCUACGGGACGGAGAUUUUUUGGCCUGGGAAGAUCUGCGGCGAUCUUUCGGGGGGCGAAAAUCCUGAGCCUGGGGAGGAUGGAUGUAAUAACAGCAACACAGAAGGAUUUGAGAUGGCCAAAGGGGCGGUUUCGGGGAGUUGAGCCUCUCGGCCUGGCCCCUUGUAUUGUAGUAAUAGUCACGAGACAUGACUGCAUUGGAUGAGUUUGAGGGAUCAGGGGCACGGCGCACAUAAUUACUCAAUAGUAGUAUUUUGCUGGCGAAGAAUACUAGGUAUGCGGGAUGGAUGAGAUGCGCGUUUGACAGGUGUAACACCCCCUUACCGUAUCACCAAGUGACGAUGAAACGAAUUUAGACAGUCCCAAUAGUUCCCAUCAACUGAGACAAU